This is a messenger RNA of Emericellopsis cladophorae, 2412 nucleotides long. RefSeq names its product Early growth response protein-like protein. Gene Ontology annotation, biological process: DNA-templated transcription. Lineage: Eukaryota; Fungi; Ascomycota; Sordariomycetes; Hypocreales; Bionectriaceae. The transcript is spliced from 6 exons. The coding region runs from base 1 to 2412 and encodes 803 amino acids. The record is from RefSeq and is a predicted model, not a curated record. Gene Ontology annotation, molecular function: zinc ion binding; DNA binding.
AUGCAUCUGAUGCAUUUCUCGGUCAACGCACACUCCUCUGUGCAGGGCAGCAGCAAGGACAACAAUGAGCAGGGAAAGGAUGAACCGGCGGCAAGGCGUGCGACAACGGCGGCUCCCAUCAACAAUGGGCCGGCCCAGUCGACGACCACCACAUCGCGAGAAGAAUCCCACUCGCCGGGAAUGGGAUCCAUGUCCUACUCCAACCACCAAGCUCAACCCCGCCCUCUGCCGACAACUGCGCCUCAAUCGGUGCAUGAGCUGGCUCCGCUGCACCACAAUAAUCAGCGACAGCACCACCGCCACUACAGUCAACAUCGCUACAGCAAUGACCGACUUGGCGGAGCCCUGAUUGACCGUUUACCAGAGUUGCAGCCAGCCACUAGUGCAAUGGACCCUAAUCGUCUCCCCUUCUCCGAGUUCCUGCGGGAUGUUGUCCAUGAGAACUCGGCCGAGACAACACGCUCCGGGCUAGUUCAAGGUCUGACUCUACUUGACUAUUGUGACCAGGGCAAUCUUGAUCUCAACGAGGAUGAUCUCGGUUUGCUGGACUACUGGAACGUGGACGGACAUCAUUCGCUGUCUCAGGGGAUAAGGUUGGCGCCAGGCGGGCACAUCCGUGACGGCUCCACAGACAUGGCGCAAGUGCGCCAGGACUUGGUGAAAAUGUGGACGAACUCGACCUGGACCCCAGCCAACAACGGCAAGAGCCGCAACAGUGGUACUGCUGCGAGUCCGGCCAGCACGCCUGACAUGCGUGAUCGCAUCGACAGGAUCACGCCGGAGAGACUCGAGCCUUCUGCUCGAGACCGUGUGCUCGCAAUGGUCCUCAGUACGUGCCGGCCGGGCUCCAGUGCCAUGCGAGUGGCCUCCUUGUUUCCCUCUGUGGAGGUGAUGGACGUGCUUGUCCAGAACUUUCUGCUCUCCAUGGCAAAUCAGGCUUCACAAUGGAUCCAUUUCCCAACUUUCCGUCUUGACGAACAAUCAACGGAAUGGGUCGCCAUGGCCGCCGCUGCUGGUGCGGCUCAGUCGUCCAUGUCGACACUGCGAAAAUUUGGGUUCAUCCUGCAAGACGCGGCUCGCGCCACUCUCCCAACCCAAUUUGAGGACAACAUACCGACCGCUCGUGAUAUUGGGCUUGUCCAAGCACUGCUCCUAGCACAAGAGAUUGGCUUAUGGAGCGGUAACCGGAGAAAAAUGGAGCUCGCGCAAAGUCAACUUACAGUCCCCGUCACGCUCCUGCGAUAUCGCAAUAAGUUCUUGCGUUCUUCUUAUCCGCAUGUGGCAGUCGAUCCCUCGGAUGAUGGUGCUGAGCUAGAAGCCAAGUGGAGGCUUUGGGUGGAGCGGGAAAGAUGGAAGCGUCUGGUUUUCCACUGCCUGCUUCGCGAUGCGCAGUGUUCCAUGGCGACUUUGACCAACCAGGCCAUCUCAUAUGCGGAGCUGACGCUGCCCCUGCCCGAACCAAAGGAGCUAUGGAUGGCUGGUAGCGCGCUUGAGUGGAAAAACGAGUACCUGCAGCGCCAUGCGGACCGAGGCCGACCCCUUCCCUCGAUGGGUGACCUAUUUUUCGACAUACAUCAACUGUCAGGCAACACGCUGCGGUUGGAUGUGCAAUCGUCUGUUUCGAUCUACUUGCAUGGUUUCUGGGCUCUGAUACUCGAGUAUCGGCGACUGAGCGCCAUCCACAAAACCCGCUCCAACAACGGCAACGCUGGAGGGAACCAAAAUCUUCUGCUCGGAUCCCGCCACCAAGAACUCUUAAAGGACCUACAGAGCUUUCAGCUUCUUGCCCAGGAAUGGCCGGACGUGACUUUUGAGGAGCACAUUGUACUCAACUUUCUCAUCAUGAGCUUGCACGUUUCGCUCGACGACUUGCAGCUCUUCGCUGGAAAGGAGGGAGAGGACCAAGCGCGGCGCACUUAUCCUGUACUGCAGCAGUGGUCAUCCAGCUCCGAAGCCCGGUCGGCUGUGUCUUGCGCAAGCCAGAUUAUCCGAUACGCAAAGGCCGUCGCACCUGGCCAGUUGAAAGACUUUUGUGCGGUGGCGGUGCAGCAGGCAGCUCUAGCUCUGUGGGCGUACGGUGUCAUCAACAAGGCCAACAAGGGACCGUCCACUCUGCCACGGCCGUACCAGUCUUCUGAUCCCGUGUACUUGGACGGCACCGAUACCAUGCCUAUUCAAAGAUUUGUUGGCUUCGGUCAAGGUCGGCCAGUCAUUCGCGGACCGAUGAAUGGCGAGAACACAUCCGAGUCUGGUCUGGACGAUCCGCGCGCUUGCAUGGCGAUCAUCCAGGAACUUCUCCGCAGCAACGUGAACGACGGAUGCGAGAGCCUGCCGCCCAUGGUGGAAAACCUUUGCACGCUGGUCAAGCAGCUGGGAGAUGCUGCUUGGGCCGUUGGGCUGGGUUCGGUUUGA